This is a messenger RNA of Apodemus sylvaticus (European woodmouse), 2188 nucleotides long. RefSeq names its product gasdermin-A-like. Gene Ontology annotation, biological process: pyroptotic inflammatory response; defense response to bacterium. Bases 380 to 961 code for a protein of 193 amino acids. The record is from RefSeq and is a predicted model, not a curated record. Gene Ontology annotation, molecular function: phosphatidylinositol-4,5-bisphosphate binding; phosphatidylinositol-4-phosphate binding; phosphatidylserine binding. Lineage: Eukaryota; Metazoa; Chordata; Mammalia; Rodentia; Muridae. The transcript has 4 exons.
UGGGAUCUCAGAGAGGCGGUGCUCUCUCGGGCUCCCUAUGAAUGACUGCCAUUCUGAAGGACGGUGUUCUUAUCUGACUGCUCACCUCUUAUUUUCUCAGUGAUCCAGGCAUCUGAUGUUGGGGUGCUAACAGUAGUGUGGUUAACUGUCAUAGUUGAAGGCAGGGGGUCUAGCCCAUGUCUUUGCUCCAUCCUUCAUAACAAGGCUUUAGCAUAACUUCAUAACCACACCCCUUGGUAAAGAGGAAAAGUCAGAUUCAAGCUGGAAGCAGGGUACUGGGUCUGAGGAACGUGUCCACGAAGCCUACAGACCGCAUGUUCAGGGUGAGAGGGCACCAGAUGAAGGGGUGCCUGACACAUUAACUGUCCCCCUAGGGGAGAUGCACAAAGACUUCAAGACAUUGAAGGAAGAGGUUCAGCGAGAGACUCACCAAGUGGAGAAGUUGAGUCCAGUGGGGCGAAGCUCCCUCCUCACUUCCCUCAGCCAUCUCCUAGGAAAGAAGAAGGAGCUCCAGGACCUGGAGCUGAAGCUUGCAGGGGCUCUAGACAAGGGACACAAAGUGACCCUGGAAGCACUCCCCAAAGAUGUCCUUCUGUCAAGGGACACUAUGGACGCCAUCCUCUACUUCCUUGGGGCUCUGACAGUGCUAAGUGAAGCCCAACAGAAGCUUCUAGCAAAAUCUGUGGAGAAAAAAAUCCUACCAGUGCAACUGAAGCUGGUUGAAAGCACCCUGCAGCAGAACUUCCUGCAAGAUAAAGAGGGUGUUUUCCCCCUGCGACCUGAUCUGCUCUCCUCUCUCGGGGAGGAGGAAUUGACCCUAACAGAAGCUCUGGUGGGGCUGAGCGGCCUGGAAGUCCAGAGAUCAGGCCCCCAGUACACGUGGGAUCCCAACACUCUCCCGGACCUCUGUGCCCUCUACGCUGGUCUCUCCCUCCUUCAACUGCUAAGCAAAGGUUCCUAAUGCACCUUCUCCCUGCCUCCCUAAUGCCUUCCCAGCCUUACUGCGCUCUAUCUGUAACACUCCAAGGCACUAGACAGCCUCCAGCCUGAGGAAAACUGAAAUGCCAGGUCGUCCACCAAGUUCCUCCUGCCUCACCAUCUUCUCCUUCUGUCCUCCAGCUCAACACCCACUGAGCCCAUCUCCUGAUGCUUAAAUCCUGAAGAUACAGAAGCAUUCAAAACCUUACAUCUUUGAGUCACUUCAUUAAGGGGAGGCGGGGGAGGCCUGGAGUGGUGAUGGUAGUGGCACAGGCCUUUAAUUCCAGCACUAGUGAGACAGAGGCAGGUGAAUCUGUUAAGUUCGAGGGCAGUUUGGUCUAUAGAAUGAGUUCCAGAACAUCCAGGCUACACAAAACAACUCUGUCUUGAAAACAACAACGACAACAACAAAACUACAUUUAUUUCCUAGUCCAAUCCUUCCCAUGUAUGCCUCCAAAAAAUAAUAAUAAUAAUACUGGCCUCACAAGGAAAACAUUGUGUCAAUCGUAGGACAAGCUGUCUUCUGGUUUGUCUGUAAAGUGAAUUGGUCAUUUAUCCCAGGUAAAGGAACAGACAGUAUCCACAUGUACACGUUACUGCUCACGCCUUUCCUCAGGCACGAUGGGAAAGGCUCCAAGAACUCAGAGGAGUUAGAAUUCAGAACGUCUACUUUACAUUGUGAAGAUCAUUCAUGCUGUGUGACUUCACCAAAGAGCCCAUGUUCUCCAGCCCUGGCUGAGGGGUUGGGAGAAGGAGAGAAAGGUGUAGCAGACUAUGAUACAAGCACAAAGCAAAACAAUAAAAUUUCAAGUUGGUUAAGUAGAAAAUGAAGGUGAGAUCCUAUCUCAAAAAAAAAAAAUUAAAUUAGAGGAAGAGGGAGGAGAGGCACCCAAGAAUAAGACCUAAACGUUUUAAUCAGGGUCACGGUUGGGAGGUCAAAGGACUCACGGGAGCUGCAUAUCAGAUAUCCUUCAUAUCAUACAUUUACAUCACAACUCAUAACAGGAGCAGAAUUGCAGCUAUGAGGGAGCAAUGAAAAUAAUUCAGUGGUUGGGGUCAGCACAGCACGAGGAAGUGGAUUAAGGGGUCGCAGCAGUGUCAGGAAGGUUGAGAACCACUGCUGCUGCUUUAGUUUGGUUUUCAAUCCUCAGCUCAGGGUGGGCGUGGAGGCAGUAGCAUGGACAGGCUCGGCCUGUGUAUUAUGAUCUCA